This is a messenger RNA of Entamoeba invadens IP1, 3219 nucleotides long. RefSeq names its product importin beta-3 subunit, putative. Gene Ontology annotation, biological process: protein import into nucleus. Bases 1 to 3219 code for a protein of 1072 amino acids. Gene Ontology annotation, cellular component: cytoplasm; nucleus. The record is from RefSeq and is a predicted model, not a curated record. Lineage: Eukaryota; Evosea; Mastigamoebida; Endamoebidae. Gene Ontology annotation, molecular function: nuclear import signal receptor activity. The transcript has a single exon.
AUGGCAACAAACAUCGUUCAGGCCUUCCAAGCAACUUUAUCUCCAAACCCAAACGUUCGAGCUCAGGGUGAAGUCUUUUUGCGACAGAUUGAGUCGAAUUACGAAAAUUUGCCACAAUUAGUUCAAGCUGCUCUUCCAGCCUCUGGCCAGUCGACACAAAACCGCAAGUCGAUUUUAUUGUGUUUUGGUCGUAUGAUUAAAAAGUUGAUUGACCCUCGUAGUGUUCCUGAGCAAAUCAUUUCUAUGACGUGUAACUUGUUAUUGCAGCUUUUAAAACAAGAAACUGAACUUGAGAUGAAAGCCGUUGUGGCUGCUUCUGUGUAUCAAUUUGCAGAGAUCUUGUCGAACAAUGAUAUGGACUGGUUUUCCUAUUUCCCGACAAUUAUGGAAACCCUGAAUGACCAACGAAUGUUUCAGAAAUUGUGUGCGUUAGAAAUCUUAGGGAAUUCAGUUGCGUUCAAAGGGUGGGAAGUACUAACAUCGUACGUCCCCCAACUCCUCCAGCUUUGUGCCAGUUUUUUGGCGAGUGGAAAUUAUCAAGUGCAAACCACAGUGCUUGACUUCUUGGCAAACUCGACAGCGUUAACUGAAAGUACCGAAAACUUUGGGAACACGUGCAAACUUCUCUUUGCGCCAAUUCAAACCGUUGUAUUGCAAUUGUACCAAGCGAACGAGAAGGACAAAUUUGACGAAAUUACAACAUCGGUGUGCCAGUUAAUAGAAAACUCCGACUAUAUAUUUAGUGGCAAAGAAUGUGAGUUGUCUCAGAACAUGUUCACGAUAUUAAACACUUCGCUCGUCAAAGAAACCCAACAGAGUGCAAUGGAAGUCAUCAUCGUACUCAUCGAAAACAACGCGAGUGUGUUUAAGAAGAACAACGCAAUGAUUAAUAUUGUCGUUAAGAGAUUGUUGGAGUGGAUGAGAACAAUCGACGACGAAUCCGCACAAUUGAUGUUGAACAACGAAGACCCAAUUGAUAUUGAAAAUUUCUCGUAUGCUGCGGACGCGUUAAUUCGUGUAGUCAGUGCUGCUGGAGGUGCUCCGAUCAAAGACACCCUCUUUUCGACUUGUUUGGAGUAUUUAAAAUCAAAUAACUGGAAAGAACGGUACGCCGCUUUAACUGCACUUUCGUUGUGUGUAGAACCCGGCAAAUUCAUUUUUAAGACGACGAUGAGUGACUUGUUGAAACUUGUGAUCAAUUUCAUAACCGACCAGAAUGGGUUAGUCCUCUUUGGGAUGUUGUCGUUGUUGGAUUCUUUAAUUGAGUGCUUCCCUAAGAUGUGUCGACGCCGACACUUUGAACAAAUCAUGCAAGUUGUGAUUGCCGCGUUAAAUAUUCAUCUUCCGAUAGUCCAAGACAAAGCGUGCUUCAUAUUCUCGCAGGUACUUGAUACAGACGAUGCAAAUUUGAGUGAGAAAUUGGCGCCUUUUAUCCCCAAAAUCUUUGAAGGAGUCUUUGUGACACUCAACACAAAUAACUGGAAUUCCAUUUCAAAUGCGCUUUCUGUGUUAAUCACUCUCUCCAGAGUCGCUAUGAAAAAGAUGGAACCGUUCUAUCAGAACAUUAAAACAGCUAUAGACGUCCUCUUACCAAAAUUCACAACACGAGAAACGUUGGAACACAAGGGGAAAGUCAUCGAACUGAUGUGCAUCUACGCUUCUAUCAAUCCAGGUUUCUUCCCAGAGUCUCGGCAAAUUGCUGUGAGUCAACUUGAAGUGAUUUCUAAUGGGCAAGAGAUCAUGUCACCGAUGCUGGUUUCCGUGUUAAGUGGGAUAUGUUUGCUCUGUGAGAACAAUGACCAGCCAUUUAAACAGUAUAUUCAACUUGUUGUCACUCUCAUUUUAAAACGAUUGAUAAUGAAGGAAAAUACUAGCGAUGUGAUCAUGGACGACGUCAAUGCACGGACAUCAGCUACACAAGAAAAGAACUAUUUGAUUCAAAGUUUGAUCCGAAUAGUGACUGCAUUGAAAGGAGAGUAUGGCAAUUAUGUUGAAGACACACUUAAAGUGUUGUUGCCAUUGAUGAAUGACGUUCACACAACUUUACGAGAGACCUCCUCGAAACUUAUUCCUCUUAUUUUCGAGUCAUACGUCGAAAUGAUGAAAGUGUCUCCUCUCGACCAAAACACGAAAACGCAACGAACGAUUACACUCUUCUAUAUUAUAGUGGACCACAUCUGCGAGUUAGUCAAGAAAGAAAGUUUGACGGACAAUUUGGUGAGUUAUUUGGAGUGCUUGAAUAUAGUUUUAGUGUUAGCGGGAGACAAUGUAUUGGAUGUGGAUCGAAUCAAAAACAUUUUCGAGUCCUUUGAUAUGGUUUUAAAGAAGAUCUUAGACGGGGAAGGACUUGAAGACGGUGUUUUAGUUGAGAAUGAAAUUGAUACGAAUGUUUUGGACGAGGAACAAUAUGACAAUAUUGUCGACGACUCAAGUGAGACAUUAGACUACUUAACUUUGUUGAUGCAAUUGAACUCGUGGAUAUGUAAAUCACAUCAGAAGACAUUCUUCCCUGUUUUCCAAUUCACAUUGUUCCCUCGUGUGAUGUCAUACCUCAAGCAAACGGAAGAGAAUGAUAAAACAGCGUUUGCUGUUGCUAUAUUAGGCUCUGUGAUCACCGAUGGAAAAAUAUAUGACUUUGUCCCACAAAUCACAGAACAAUUUUUGGUCUUUGCGCAUAACUCAAAUACGGACAUUGCAAACAACGCGAUUUACUUCUUGGGACAAUUUGCAAAGGACGAGAUCCAAAACUUUGUCCCGUUCAUCCCGAAGUUACUGGAAACGAUAGGAACCAUGUUGAACAGAAAGAAGACUCGAGCUGUUGUUGAACUGCAAGGACAAGUGAUGUUAACACUUGGAAAUGUAUUAAUACAUUACUACACACAAAUUCCGCAAAGCAAAGAAUUGAUGUGCCAGUUGCUCGGUGCAUUCCCCACAAAAGGAAUGUAUGACGUGUUGAUCGAAAUGCUCGACGAGAUGAACAAGAAGGGGAUGAUCGUUCCUAUCAUCUCAAUUGGGAAUGUUGCAAAUAACAUUUACAAGUUGGUGUUAUACUUCGCUAAUGCACUCGAAAAGGAAAAUACAGAGGACGACACUAAACUCCAAAUGGCUGCGUUGAUUCAAACGUUCUCAACUGUCGUCUCUCAGGACGUCAUCGCACAAAUAUGGAGUAAAUUGAGUAUAGACCAAAGGGGGGAUUUGGAUUCCUUGUUCCAUAAAUGA